Nakaseomyces glabratus is the source of this 513-nucleotide messenger RNA. RefSeq names its product signal peptidase complex catalytic subunit SEC11 (gene SEC11). Gene Ontology annotation, molecular function: serine-type endopeptidase activity. The record is from RefSeq and is a predicted model, not a curated record. Gene Ontology annotation, cellular component: membrane; signal peptidase complex. NCBI's taxonomy places the organism in Eukaryota, Fungi, Ascomycota, Saccharomycetes, Saccharomycetales, Saccharomycetaceae.
AUGAAUCUAAGGUUGGAACUGAAACGGUUUUUGGCUCUGUGCUUCAUGUUCUCCUCUGCAUAUAUGACAUGGAAGGCAAUGUCCCUGGUGGCUAAUUCACACUCGCCAAUUGUUGUCGUGCUUUCGGGGUCUAUGGAGCCUGCAUUCCAGAGAGGUGAUGUGUUGUUCCUGUGGAACAGGAACCAAAGAAACAAAGUGGGUGAUAUUGUGGUCUAUGAAGUAGAAGGUAAACAGAUCCCAAUUGUGCAUCGUGUCCUAAGGGAGCACUCACAUACCGCUAACCCAGGCAAGCAGUUCUUCUUGACCAAAGGUGACAACAAUGCGGGUGACGACAUCCCGCUGUACAGCGCAAGGAACAUAUAUCUGAACAAGGAGAAGGACAUUGUUGGCACAGUAGUUGCAUACGUGCCAUUGGUAGGCUACGCAACAAUUUGGCUGAACGAGUCAGAGAAGGCAAAGUACGCCAUCAUGGGUCUGCUGGGUCUGUCCGCAUUGCUGAGCGGCGAAGAGUAG